Molecule: messenger RNA, 3471 nt
Organism: Colius striatus (speckled mousebird)
Lineage: Eukaryota; Metazoa; Chordata; Aves; Coliiformes; Coliidae
Gene: CEP131
Product: centrosomal protein 131
Exons: 26
Coding region: 155-3382 (1075 amino acids)
Biological process (GO): regulation of centrosome duplication; cilium assembly; intraciliary transport involved in cilium assembly
Cellular component (GO): centriolar satellite
Source: RefSeq, a predicted model, not a curated record
GACGGGGCCGCGGCGGGAGCGGCCGGCGCCGGGGCCGCGGUGAGCAGCGUUUGCUGGAGGCAGCUGAGAGCAGAGCGCGGGAUGGGACGUGCUCCCCGUCCCUUCACCUCUCCGUCUGUGUGGUGCUUCCAGGGCCUCUUCUGUCUGUCCCAGCAUGAAGAGCACCCGCAGCAGCCCCUCCUCCCAGGGUGCCUGUCCUGGCAGCGUGGAUCUGAGCCUGAGGGGCGUCCCGGCCCUGCUCCCGCGGCGCCCCAGCAGCGCCCGUCCCGCCAGGCACAUGGCGCGUUCCGUCUCGGUCACCGCCGACAGCAAACCGCGGCGCAAGGCUCUGGAUGAGGCAGGAUCCGGGGCCAUGAACAACCUCCGGAGGUCCAGCAGCACCACGCAGGUCAACCAGUGGGUGACCAGUGCCCAAAGCUCAGAGCAGAUGGGAGACCUCCUGACCUUCUCUGAGAGCUGUCCUGAAGAAAGACAGAAACUAGAGGGGAGUCUGAGCAAAACUUCCUCAGACAAGAAAACCACCUGGAAUGUCUUGGACGAUCAGCCACGCGUGUUCUCGGGCCCUUCUGGCUCCCACGGCGCUGGGCCAGCAGCAGGCAUGAGGAGGAAAGAAGGCACCAUGCUCCUGGCAGCCAACUUCACUGCCAACAACAGGAGCAACAAGGGCACAGUGGGCAACUGUGUCACCACCAUGGUGCACAACAACUACUCCACGGCUGACAAGGGUCCUGCACCCAAAAGUUCCAACCAGGCACCCAGCUCGCUCAACAACGUUGUCAAAGCGACCUCCAAUGAGGACAGUGAAAGCAGCUUCGCCAAGUCCCAGAAGAAUUUCUCCAGCAACAACAUCGUGACCCACAACAACAACAGCAGCAGCUUGGCCCAGAGGACGGAGGUGACCGAGGAGGAGGCAGAGAGGUUCAUCCAGCAGGUGACCUCUGCAGCCAUCACCAUCCAGCGCUGGUACCGGCGGCACUCGCAGCGGCACCGGGCGGCAGCCGCGGCUCUGGGGCGCUUGUUGGCGUCCAAGAGACAGGAAAUGCACCAGCAAAUGCAGGAAGGGCACAUCCUGGGUUUGCAGGAGAGGAAGGCCAAGGAACGGCGGCAGAUCCGGGAGGAGAAGGCGCGUGCGGCGCGACGUGCUGCCAUCCAGGAGCUACACCAGAAAAGGGCCCAGAAGGCUUUGGAUGCAAAGCACUUGGCAGAGGAAGAGCUUGUGCUGGUGAAGGAGAGCAGAAGGGCAGGGAAGAAGAAGCAAACUGCCAAAGCCCCCUCUGUGAGGAACGACAGCCCUGCUGGCAGCGUGACCAAGGCCAAUAAUGCUGAGUCCAGUUUCCACUCGGUAGCUGCAGAGCCAGAGGAAAUCGGCCCUGCAGACCUCGGCUCCACAGCACCGCGGCAGCCCCGGGCAGAGGACAAGCUGCAGGACGUGAGCUCCAGAGAGGCGGGCGGUGAGGAUGUGGAGGCAGCGGUGACUGCUGCCAGCAGGGCUCAGCCCAGGCUCUGCUGGGUCCAGUCCAACGAGCUGCUGGACUUGCUGAGGCUCUUGGAAGAGCCUGAGCUGCCCUGCUUACAGACAGAUGGGGAGGAGCCCAGCUCCAGCUCCCUGACUGCUGACAACCUGGAGAAGUUUGGGAAGCUGAACCACUCCCCGGGGGUCCCUGAGGACGGGGCCCUGCUCUCAGAGGCCAAGCUCCAGAGCAUCAUCAGCUUCCUGGACGAGAUAAACAAAUCGGAACAGGAGAGGCCCAGCUCGGCUGCCUCGGCCACACAGCAGGAGAGUCUCCUCGUGGAAGAGGCUCCGCUGGAGCGAGACGCGGCUGUUGCCAUGGAGCUGACGAGCUCCAUCGUGAGGCUGAAGCUGGAACUGAAGGAGAAGCAACAAACCAUCGGCCUGCUGCAGACGACCCUGGCUCAGCAGAGGGAAAUGACCACCAGGCACAUCAAACAGACUGAGGAGGAGCUGGGCCAGCAGCUCAGGCUGCAGAGGGAGCAGUAUGAGGCAGCUCUCCAAAGGCACCUGGCCUUCAUCGACCAGCUCAUUGAGGAUAAGAAGGUGCUAAGUGAGAAGUAUGAGGCAGUGGUAGCUGAGCUGAAACAAGUGGACCAGAAGUAUGGCAAGAAGAUCAGCCAGAUGCAGGAGCAGCAUGAGCUGGAGAUGAAGAAGCUGAAGGAACUGAUGUGUGCAAAGGAGAAAAUCGGGAGAGAGAAGUGGAUGGAUGAGAAAGCCAAAAAGAUCAAAGAAAUCACAGUGAGAGGGCUGGAGCCGGAGCUGCAGAAGCUCAUUGCCAAGCAGAAGCAGGACAUCAGGCAGCUGAAGCUGCUGCACGAGGCCGAGCUGCAGCAGUCGGAGCAGCGGGCGGCGCAGCGCUACGGGCAGCAGGCGCAGGAGCUGCGGGGGCUGCUGCAGCGGGAGCAGGAGCAGCAGCUGCAGCGGGAGCGGGAGCGGGCCCGGCAGCAGUGUGAGCAGCAGCUGGAGCAGCAGGAGCAGAUGCUGCAGCAGCAGCGGCGCCGGCUCUACGCGGAGGUGGCCGAGGAGAAGGAGCGGCUGAGCCAGCAGGCAGCCAGGCACAGAGCCGAGGCCGAGGAGCUGCGGCGGCAGCUGAGGGAGGAGAACGCCAAGGACAAGGAGGAGCAGGAGAGGAGGCACCAGGCAGAAGUGAAGGCGCUGAAGGAGCAGCUGGAGAUGGAGAAAAAGGCCUGGGAGGAGAACUACACCAAGAAGGAGGAGCUGUGGCUGCUGAGCCGGGAGCGGGAGCUGCGGCAGGAGCUGAAGAAGGAGAGAGACAAACAGAUCGAGCUGGUGAUCCAGCGCCUGGAGGCAGAGGUGUCCUCGGCCAAGGAGGAGUGUGAGAGGGCAGCAGAGAGCAGGAUCAAGAGGAUCCGAGAUAAGUACGAGAUGGAGCUGCAGGAGCUGGAGGGGUCUGAGCAGAAGCUGCAGGAACGCUGCAAUGAGCUGAAGGGGCAGCUGGCAGAGCUGGAAGGGGAGAGAGUUCAUCUGCAGGGCCUGCUGAGGCAGAAGGAGCACGAGGUGGAGGAGACCCAGAAGCUGAGGGAGCAGCUGGCCCAGGAGAGGAGCAGCCUGACCGAGGCCAUUUGGCAGGAGUUCAUGGAGAAGCUGCUGUACACUGAGGAGGAGAACAGGCAGCUCAAGGCAGAGAUGGUGGAGAUGAGAGCCCAGCAGCGCCUGGAGCUGGACAGGGUAGUGAAGGAAAAGGACAAAAUCCUGGAGGAGGUUCACAAGAGGGUGAAGGUUGCGGUGGCGAGGAAGGAGGAGAACAUGAGCAGCCUUCGGAAGAAGUACGAGGAGGCCGUGCAGCGAGCUGACAGCCUGGCAGCCCUCCUGGAGCAAGGUCAAGUGGAGCUGCUGCUCCCGCCAUGACCAGCGUGGGGGGACUGUGCUGGGGCUCUCCCUUCCCUCCCCUCCUUUUUCACCAGCCCUGCCAAGGGCUCUCAGCUGCUUUAACAAUA